UACCAAAUAUUGGCAAUGCCGAAUGUUGGCAUCAAACCAAUUAUGCACGUAGUCACCCGACCCGCGCGUUCCGCCGCCUGCAGCACAAAAGCCAGGAGGAGAGGAGAGGAUAUCCCGAAAUCCUGGAACGGGCCGGGACGAUUAUUCCAAGCACAAAAGACCAAAGCAAACGCAAGCUCCAGCUUUGAAUCUUUGAUCGGAAUAUUGCACAGUCCACUCCACCCAGCCCCUACCUUGAUCACUGUGACCAUGGAGAUGUUCCUGCCUGCAAUCCUGAGCGACCUGCUCGGCAGGUCCGUGUCGUUCGUGGUCCAGAGGUACCUGCAGCAGGGCAGCGCGGAGGACAGCGUCCAGCAGCUGCGCCUCGCGCUGCUGCGCGUCGGCGUCACCGUCGAGGAGGCCGAGGGCCGGCGCAUCACCAACCAGGCCAUGCUCCGGCAGCUCGACGUGCUCAGAGAGGCCAUGUACGGCGGCCACUACAUGCUCGACGCCCUCACGUGCGGCCGCGGCCACGCCGCCGACGACGACGCGCCGGCGCCGGCCCCGUGCCGCCUCUCGUCCGUGCUGUCCAGGCUCAACCCCGCCAAGCGCCUCUGCUUCGGUGCCGCGGACAGCGCCGUGGAGGUGCGGCGCGUGGUCGACAGGCUCGGCUGCAUGAUCGCCGACAUGAAGGAGUUCGUCGUCUUCCUCAAGGGCUAUCCCCGCGUCUGCCGCCAGCCCUACAGCGCGCACCUGCUCCUCGAGAGGUUCAUGUUCGGCCGGCAGAAGGAAAUGGAGCAGAUCAUCGGCUUUCUGCUGCGAGACGGAGAAGCGGAGGGUGGAGCCGGCGUGCUCCCCGUCGUCGGUCCGGCCAGGGUCGGGAAGAGCACUCUCGUCGAGCAUGUCUGCCAUGACGACAGGGUGCGCAGCCACUUCUCUUCGAUCCUCCUCAUGAGCGGCGACGACCUCGAGGACGACGACAAGCUGAGCGAUCCAGGAGACCACGGCCUGAUCAAGCACCACGGCCGUGCCUCGCACCCGCAUAAUAAAGCCUCGCUCGUGAUCGUCGAGCUGGCAGAAGACGAGGUUCCAGACGAGGGGAGGUGGAGGAGGCUCCGCUCCUCGGCAUUCUGCAAGGGGGGCGGAAGCAGGAUCAUAGUGACGAGCAGGUCGGAGGCGGCCCAGAGGCUGGGCACAGAGCGCGCGCUCCGGCUCAAGGUGCUCAGCCCAGAGGCCUACUGGCACUACUUCAAGACGCUGGCCUUCGGCGGCGCGAACCCGGAGGACCACCCGGGGCUGGUGGCCAUCGCCAUGGACAUAUGCGCGGAGGAGAAGGGGUCGUUCAUCGGCGGCAACAUCGCGUGCAGCCUGCUGAGGGCCAACCUGGACGCCCGGUCCUGGCGCGGCGUCCUCCGGAACAUGAGGGAGUACACGGAGAAGCACCGGCACCUGUUCGGCAAGCACCCGCACGACCUCCUGCGGAAGAACCGGCACGUCUACCUGUGGAGGCUGGCCCGGACGUCCAAGGUGUUCGUCUCCUACGGCUGCUACCAGGCAUGUCCGGCGCAGGAGGACGUCCCCAGGAUGACGCUGCAGGAGGUUCUGUCCGGGCGGCCGGCGCCCAGCGGGAGGUUCGAGGCCCUGGCGUGGAGGUCCCAGAUACCCCCUUGCUACAGCUACCUCAUGAGCUGCUCCGUGCAGACGCCCGUCGUACCUCAUGCGCUGGCCAGGAAGAAGAGCUCCCGGCUGGUCUGAUCCUGUUGACCUUGUGAUUGUCAGUCCAUGCAUGAUGUAAAUUCAUCUUUUGCUCGGAAGGCUUCAAACUUGUACACGUGUAUUGCCAGUCCA
Aegilops tauschii subsp. strangulata is the source of this 1827-nucleotide messenger RNA. RefSeq names its product disease resistance protein RGA2. NCBI's taxonomy places the organism in Eukaryota, Viridiplantae, Streptophyta, Magnoliopsida, Poales, Poaceae. Gene Ontology annotation, molecular function: ADP binding. The record is from RefSeq and is a predicted model, not a curated record.